AUGAGAGCAUAUGGAAAGAGAGGCCCAGUUUUCCCGACUCCUUUUAGAUCUAAUAAAAGAUCGUCAUCGUCUUCUGAUGUGGAAUUUAGUGAUGACGAUGUGAACUCCGUAAUCCCUGAUAUAAGUUCUACGAUUUCGAGCAGUAUUGCAGAUCAUUCGAUAGAAGGACUUUUGAACGAACCUAGAAAUGUUCGAAAUGGCUCGCCGUCAUUUAAUGGUUUGAGUGAGAAAGCUUCUUUACAACUAGAUUCAAAAGAGAAUGACCAGAAUGUUAGGAUUAUCACUGGCAGUGAUGCCUCAAUGACAUUUAUGAAAGAUGAAAAGUUGAGUGCUUUUGAUUUCCUUGAUGGUUCAAAGGCAUCCAAAAGAAAAAGAAGAAGAACAUAUCAGAGGCAUGACGCAGGCAUAGCAUCUUCAAUUGAAUCAGACGUACAAGGAGAAGACAACAUUACAAUGCAGAAUGAAUCUGAAUCAGUAAAGAAGAUAUACAAUGAUAUCAACGAAUUCAUAUUGAAUCUACCAAGAGCUAACGAUGAUGUAUUAAAUAAAAUGUUUGAAAACGAAAUGGAGAGGGACAACACUGAAGAAGCUAACAAUAUACACACAUCCAAAGACAAAAAAUAUGGCAAAUUUAGAACAAUAUUAAUAAAUAAGAAUAAAGAAAAUGAGAUAGUAGAAGAAGAGGGGGAUGAGAAAGCUAACACAGUAUCUGUAAAUAACGUUGACAACAGUAACACUGAAAAAGAAGAAUUAACUUCAACAAAUCACUACAAUGAAUUAAAAAAUAUGGGAGAUACAAUAAAAUACCAAGACGACAUUGAGUUCUUUCUAUCUGAUUCUAAAAGUAAUGAUAAUAAUAUGAUACCGAUCAACGAAUACUUUAAGAAACUUUUGAAUUUGUCCUUAAUGACCAUAAAUGAUGAAGGAUUUUUUCAAUAUGCAAAAAGAUAUUUCAAAAAGGAAAUAAUUAAGCUUAGUUUUGCUCAGGUUAGGUCCGAUUUUCCUGAAUUGGUCUUAUUACAGGGUUAUUUGCUACAUAAAGUUAGUGAAUCACAAUCCGAUUUGCCCUCAAACUUUGAAACUUUUUCUAUUGAUUUAAGUAAAGAUGACGGUAAAAUGUGGAGAAAAAAAAACAAGCAUAUCAAUAAACUCUCGCACCUGAAUUUCGAAGACUUUCUUCGGAAAACGAAAUUCAAAACAGGACUUUGCUAUUCAUUAUCACUCUGGGAAAUGCCUGGAAAAUUAUCGAUGGAUAUAAUAAGGAGAAUAUCCAUCCUUGCUUCAAAUAGGGACUUAUUUAGUCGGCACAUUACAACAUUUAUCCAUUUGUUAGAAAAAUUGGUAACCGAUCCCAAAUUUGGCCACAUAUAUAUUGAACAGCCUGAUAUGUUCGAUGGAGUGAUAAUCAAUUUGAAUAAUAAGUUCAAGGAUAUUCUUGAUAACGACUCGUUGGUUAAGAUUCUAAUUCUAUUAACAAAUAUGGAAGGCCAUAACUAUACGCUGUGGAAAGAGGCAGAUAUGAUAUUCCAAGCUUCAAUGAGCACAAUUUUGAGAAGCAUACACCCAUUGAUCUAUGCGAAAGUCGAUAACGUACUCUUGCAUUUAGGACUCUGCCUUAAUAUUUGUGGUAGAAAAAAAAGUGAUUUGAAAGUUGAUGUUAAAUUAUGGCAUAAUAUGAGAACUGUGUUUGUUAAAAUGGUCCGUGACGGUUCUGAUAUUAAAAAUAGGUUGACGCAGGGCCUGUUUUAUUUAAAUUUUUCAUUUUUAAUUAAACAACGGAAAGAGCAUGAUAAUUUAGACCCAGAGGAGCUCAAUACGUUACUGGUAGAGCUGGAAGCAUUUAGAUCAGAAACCUCACAGUUCAAUGAGGGCAUCUCAAAUAAAAUCGAAAUUGCAUUAGAUUACUUAAAAUCAAUCUAUAAAGGGAAAAAAAUUACAACUUAA
This is a messenger RNA of Saccharomyces paradoxus, 1944 nucleotides long. It is a transcript of the gene RAD61, whose product is annotated as Rad61p. The coding region runs from base 1 to 1944 and encodes 647 amino acids. The transcript has a single exon. The record is from RefSeq and is a predicted model, not a curated record. NCBI's taxonomy places the organism in Eukaryota, Fungi, Ascomycota, Saccharomycetes, Saccharomycetales, Saccharomycetaceae.